Molecule: messenger RNA, 26278 nt
Organism: Coregonus sp. 'balchen'
Lineage: Eukaryota; Metazoa; Chordata; Actinopteri; Salmoniformes; Salmonidae
Source: the annotation of a GenBank genome assembly
GUGGUCGCUCUGAACAAGCGCAGUAAGGAGGCAGAGUCUGCAUUCCUGGGAAUCUACAAGCAGCUUAUCGAAGCCCCUGGUGAGUCUCCCACCUGUAACAAAGCCACACACAUCACAUCACAACAGCACAGUCACAAACAACACACAACAUUACUCAUGUAACAAACCUUCCAUAGGAGAUCACUCUCCCCAGCCAGAUCAACUACACUCAAAGCCAAAGUCAACAUCAUUAGGCCAACGUUCUACAUAAGACAUGCUAAAAUACAAAAUGACUGUUUUCUUGCCAUAGAUAUCCUAGAUAUAUAAAUAUCCAUAAGACACCUGAAGCUCUUAUCUAUGUUUUAGAGUUUGUGCUCUCAGUGUGGUUUCCAAGACUCUGUGUGGGGCCACUUCAAAACCGAGCGCUGGUCCUUGAGCGUUGCAUUGCUGAGGAGAGACGAUCCUUGUGGGGAUGGGCUGUUGAUUGCAGAGGGCCAAUUAAAAGCCAACUGUAGCUUGUCUUAGUCUGGAGUGCAGGCCUGAUGAGGCCGGCAGGGAAAGAGAGGGGGAGGGGGAGAGACUGUUUAUUCUGUUUUUGUUUGGUGCCAGCACACACUAUACAACAUUGCUCUUUGUUGCAGGAGACAAGAGCAAAACGCACUCCAAUCUCCGGCUACAUCAGAGGAACAAUCAUGGCAAGAGUAGAGAAUGCGGUUUACAGAUUCAAUGAAUACAAGAUAAAAGUGGGUGUCAGAGAAAAUAGCGAUGCAGCGACUGACUUUUAAAGGUCUCCAUUUUACCUUGAAGUUUCCUGCUUGAUAUUGCACCACACACUUUGAAUGGAGUUAUUUUCUUGAUAAGAAAUGGAUGUCUUUGAAGAUGUGUUCAGUUUGAUUUCUUGACCUAUACCUGCAUGUAUCAAGGGCUUAAUAGAGGACCCAGGAGGGUUUUAGGGGCUAUAUUUUGUCAUAAACACAUUUUCAAUCAAGAGCAGACUGAACCAACAGUGGUAAUGUAAGGAAUGAGGACUUCAUCUCUUUAAUUACACAGGGCAUUGACAAGAAAGAGUACUCAUAAACCAUGUGGCGGUUAAACUGUAUCGGAACCCUUGUAGCUAGGAUUGGGUUUGAAGAGUUAAAAAAUAGGAAUUGAACGUUUACUUUUGCUCUUACACAUAAGCACAUACACACACAUGCAUACACACGCACACACCAGAGGAGGCUGGUGAGAGGAGCUAUAGGAGGACGGGCUCAUUAUAAUGGCUGGAUUGGAAUCAAUGGAAUGGAUUCGAACUGGGUUUUCAUGUGUUUGAUAUUGUUCCAUUCAUUCUAUUCCAGCCAUUACAAUGAGCCCAUCCUCCUAUAGCGCCUCCCACCAGCCUCCUCUGGCGUACACACGUGCAUGCACACUUUCAACUCCUAUUUUCUGUUCAUUUGACCAAUGUGAUGUAAACAUAUAUCAGUUCUCAAUGAUUGCCCAGGGUGGGGGUAGAGCCUUGUCGUCAUGUCACAAAGCUAAAGGAGUGGGCCUCUCUGGUUACAUCAGAGGGCCUUGGAUUAGCAUAUCCAGAACACUCAUCUUCCUCUGACCUUACCUGGACCUGGACCUGCGCUAGCAUUAGCAUCAGAGUGACUCUCACUCACCAUAGUCUCUAGUCUUAGCUCUCAUACUGUGUGUCACUGCAGGUCUGUGUAUGGAUGACUUUUCCUGGGCUUACUACACAGAAGGAGUUAUUGGAGUUAUUUGCCAUCUAAUUCCUUAAUGGCAUACCAAUAAUUGCAGUUAACUGCUAAUUGCUAAAAGUCUCCAAAUCUAUUAAUUAUUAUCUUUCAGAUAUUAUUUACCUCCUAUCUGUUGCCAAACAGGAGUCACAAAAAGCAGGGUAGGUUAUUUUGUGUAUCGGCCCCCUCACAGAAUCUGCCAUCUGUGACUGUGAGGUGGGCCUGCGCUAUCCAACGCCUGUUUAUUAUUGUGCAUCUCACUGGCCUGUCCAAGGUCACCCCCCUGUUCCCAGAAUGGAUCGCUCCAGGUACACCAGAGGACAGUCAGUUGGCUGUGGUCCCUCACUUUAUUAGUCUCCUCCCUUAUAAACACAACACUGUGCUGCUUUCCUACCAGUCUCCAAGCAAACAAUCCAGCUCAUGUAUUUGUAAUGUUUUGACACAUGCAAUUAUUCUUUACACGCCGUACUCGUUAAUCUUAAUGUCGUUAUUACUAUUCAUAGCCAGACAUUUGUUUCUCCCUCUUAUUUCAUUUGAAAGUAUCCCUCCAUCCUGGUUGGUCUGCUGACACUCACAGGCCGUUGGUCCAAUCAGAGCGGCCGACAGCAGAGGUAAUGAAUGCAAGAGGAGAGCCAGGGAGGGGGAGGGGACAAGGGCAGCAUCUCAAUAUGUGACCUGUUGUAUCCAGUUAACAGUGACGUUUGGUGUAUCAGUUAUCCACAAUAACAAAUCUGUUAUUGGAAUAGGUGCCAAUGAUGAUGUCAGUUGCAUAAUGUUGGACACGCAUGACACACGUUAUGAUGCUGCUUUCAUAUUCUCAGUUCAUGUGAAUGUUAUAGACAGAGGUUAUGUAUCCCUGAAACAACACAGGGCUACCCUGAACAGGCUCUCAAUAGAGCAGGUGUUAAUCACGUCCCAAUUUGGUAAAGCAAAUGUGUAUCUCACAUCAGUGUGUUUACAAGGAGGAGAAUGUUAGUGUAAGGGAAGAGAGGAGAAUACAUGGCUUGAAAUGCUGUGUGUGUGCGUGUGUGUGUGUGUGUGUGUGUGUGUGUGUGUGUGUGUGAUUUGGGUUUUGUUUUUACUGUAAAGUCAGCAAGUGUAUCAAGCUCCAGCUGCUGAAGAAGAUGGCUAUUAUUAUAGUUGAAGUGUGGUGCUGUUUCCUGUGACAGAAGAAUACAUGUAGCAUGACAAUGUGACUAUGCAACCUUUACCGGUAUCAUGAACAGUCAGUCGUACAGGGCAUGCUCUUUGAGGCAACUCCAAUACAUCCUCUGCAUUUUAUGGCGAACAGUUGAAAUAAGUGCUCUGAGCAAUAAGAACACCUUGAAAAUGUAAUACUUCUAAAAAUGUAAUUAUUGGGUCCCCAAGCCAAAAAGUCACACACCAGAAUCAUAAUGUGCAUUUCCAUGCAUUUAAGACAUACAGUGGCUUGCGAAAGUAUUCACCUCCCUUGGCAUUUUUCCUAUUUUGUUGCCUUACAACCUGGAAAUAAAAUUGCUUUUUUGGGGGUUUGUAUCAUUUCAUUUACACAACAUGCCUACCAUUUUGAAGAUGCAAAAUAUUUUUUUUUGUGAAACAAACAAGAAAUAAGACAAAAAAAACAGAAACCUUGAGCGUGCAUAACUAUUCACUCCCCCCAAAGUCAAUACUUUGUAGAGACACCUUUUGCAGCAAUUACAGCUGCAAGUCUCUUGGGGUAUCUCCAUUACAUGAAAUCCAAAUAAAAAUCAAUUUAAAUUACAGGUUGUAAUGCAACAAAAUAAGAAAUACUGAAUACUUUAGCAAGGCACUGUAUGUCCCUCUGCUCCAUGGAAAUUGUCUACACAAUAUUAGGCCUGAAAUAAAUACUUGUAAACAAUGCUUCCUUGUUUAGAUUUUCACCUCUAUACUUUUUUGAUCAGUGUAAAUAAACUAGUUCCCCAUCACAGGAUGUGAAUAACAGUGACAGUUUCCAUGACUGCAUUGGCUCUCCUGAGUGGCACCUCUCUCAUCAUCUCUCAUCAUCAUCUCUCUCCCUCCUGUGUGAGCAUCUCUGACUCUGUGGUUGCGUUUGAACCUUGGUGUUUGUAGCUGUCGCUGUGAGAGGAGGAGCUUGGCCCUGUCGCCAGGAGCGUAGCCCUGAGACUUGCGCUCCAGGUGUUUGCUCUGCCCCCUCCCCUCUCUUUACUCACACUCCUCCCUCAGGAUCACCCCGUCCCUCUCUCUCGCUCUCUCUCCGUCUCUCCUGAAGAACACAGUACCUUUCAUCUGAGCAGGGAGCUCACUUACUGUGUGUGUGUGUGUUUGUGUUUGUGUUGUGUAUGUUUGUUGGGCCCUUUGAAGGGCUGAGGUCUGCAUCAGUUGAAACAUUGGGGCAACAGUGCUUGCUAGUGGUAACCAAAUACUACUGCAUGGUACGGGUUCCAGGUCCAGGUACAACUACACACAAUUCCAUCAUGGCUUUGUGACUUCAUUGCACAAUGAAUAUUCAUGUAUUGAAGUCUCCCUGGCCUGCGAGAUUGUAAGUGCAGUGCAUAUUGAAGUCACUUAGUAAUUUCCUUUGGAUCCAAGGUUGUAAGAAUAGAGCAUUAUUGACCUUUGUGAUUUGACCUUAAUCUAUUCAAAGAAUAUUAUUAUUGUCCCCUUGUAGCUCCCUAUAUACACUGAGUGUACAAAACAUUAGGGACACCUUCCUAAUAUUGAGUUGCACCCCCUUUUGCCCUCAGAACAACCUAAAUUCGUCAGGGCAUGAACUCUACAAGGUGUCGGAAGCGUUCCACAGGGAUGCUGGCCAAUGUCGACUCCAAUGCUUCCCACAGUUGUGUCAAGUUGGUUGGAUGUCCUUUGGGUGGUGGACCAUUCUUGAUACACAUGGGAAACUGUUGAGUGUGAAAAACCCAGCAGCGGUGCAGUUCUUGACACAAACCAGUACGCCUGGCACCUACUACCAUAUCCCGUUCAAAGGUACUUCAAUAUUUUGUCUUGCCCAUUCACCCUCUGAAUGUCUCAAUUGUAUCAAGGCUUAAGAAUCCUUCUUUAACCUGUCUCCUCCCCUUCAUCUACACUGAUUUGAAGUGGAUUCAACAAGUGACAUCAAUAAGGGAUAAUAGCUUUCACCUGGAUUCACCUGGUCAGUCUGUCAUGGAAGGACAGACUGUGGUCCUCUGUAGCUCAAUUGGUAGAGCAUGGCGCUUGUACCACCCAUACGUAAAAAUGUAUGCACACAUGACUGUAAGUCGCUUUGGAUGUAAGCGUCUGCUAAAUGGCAUAUUUGUUAAAUAUUUAAAAGAGCAGGUGUUCAUAAUGUUUUGUCCACUCAGUGUACAUUGGCAGAUGCUUGAGAGAGAGACUUAUUGAGGCCUGUAAGGCAUUGAGUUUUUUAAAUAAUAAGUGUGGUGCUGAGUACAUUCCAUCAGAAGAUGAGAGGGAACUUGGGAGAGCUGUGUGUGCGCCAUGUUUGUGGCAGUAUAAAAAAUUAAAGCAUAUAGAAGUUGAUGGAAAAUGAAAGCUCUUUUGGGCAGGACGAGAUUCUGCACAAGUGAUUAAUAAGAGCAGUAAUAAACAAAAGCCCAGGAGAUGUUUGAGGUGCUUAAUAAUGCAUUAUGUUCAUAAAAGAGCUGGGCCUCUCCAAUGGAUCCCCGUGGAGCAGGAGACCCAAGAGGGACCGGCAGAGUGUGUGCUCAGAACAGAGAGGAAGUGUGUGUGUGUGUGUGUGCGUGGGCAUUUGAGUGUGUGUGUGGAGAGAUACUGUGUGUGUGUGUAUGUAUAUAUAUAUGUGUGUAUAUAUAUAUAUAUAUAAAGGGUACGACUAAAACUCAAGCUCUGAAGUGUACAGGCGAUGAAUAGUUUCAGUUGUGUUUUUUCAUAUUUUUUGUGAUUGUUCACUGAACAGUUAUUUUGUUAUUGUAACAAAAAAGGAAGAAGAAAACAAGGACGCCAACCCUAUCAAUUAGAGUUAAAGAGUGGCUGAAUGGUACUGUACCCUGAUAUUCUUGUUUAUGUAUAUAUCUAAGAGGUUCUUUUGACAUUGUUGUAGAGAUGUCCUUCAGUCUGCCAGACAAAGGCAUGUGUGGAACACCGACAAAAGACCAGGUUAAAGUGUGUCUUUCAGAUUGUCUGUCAGCACACAGUGAAAGACACACUUCUUUCACCAUUUAUCUCUCUCUCUCUCUCUCUCUCUCUCUCUCUCUCUCUCUCUCUCUCUCUCUCUCUCUCUCUCUCUCUCUCUCUCUCUCUCUUCUCUCUCUCUCUCUCUGUUUCUUUAUCUUUAUCUCUUUCACUCUCUUCUCCAAGUCAAAGGGAGAGAUUUUUAUUCUGUGCUCUGAAUAUCGUAUUAGUGAAAAGACGGCACAGAAAUUGACUAUUUUUACUGUAGUAUUUUCAUAUUUUUUCAUAGGUUUUCAAAGUUCAUAUUUUGUUGAAAAUUAUGUUCUUGUAGCCACAAAAAUCUAUAUAAUCUAGGUUAAAACAAGGAUAGACAUUAAAUAAUUGUACCUUGUGACUGUGUAGUUUUUAAAAUAAUAGAUGACUUUGUUGAAAGUGUUCCUACACGGCUGCAUUGGAUGGAGACUCCCGUACUCUAUAGGUAGAGUAUUGGUUGUUUACUUUUGGUUGAAUUAACUUUUUUCAAAGGUAGCCAUUUUGAUGGUGCACUUUGUCUUUGAAGGUUGAACUAAGGACUAACUGUUCAGUCACGGUCCAUGACAAUACACUACAUUUGACAUUUUAGCAGACGCUCUUAUCCAGAGCGACUUACAGUUAGUGAGUGCAUACAUUUUCAUACUGGCCCCCCGUGGGAAACGAACCCACAACCCUGGCGUUGCAAGCGCCAUGCUCUACCAACUGAGCUACAGGGGACUCAUGUACUCAUGUACAGUGUUACUGUUUGUUGCAACAGCAGGAAAUAGUGUUUUUGGAACUUGAAGACCACACAGAGAGAAAAACAAAACAAAAAACAAGACUGUUUUGAAUUAAAAUAAAAAAACCUUGAAGCACAGCCCUGUAAAUGAAUUUGUUCAUGUUGUAUGAUGGGAACACAGCUGGCCUCAUUAACAUGCGCACAACAAAUAAUUAUAGUGUUUUUUUCUUCUCUCCAGCCAGCCAGUGCUUGGCUAAUGGGCUUGCUGGGUUAAUUAUGUCAGAGCGUAAUUACACAGGGCCCAGGGAGACGUAAUGGUGCACCCCGCUGAGCCCACACGCCUAAUGACAGUGUAUCGCUGACAGGGCAAAGACGGACCGCCCCAACACACCUGCUUGUGUUAGCUCACGCCACCCUUGUCCAACCCCACCCACCACUACUGCCCACCCAGACACACCCUGGACCUGUCUGUCUGUCCCACUGUCCCGGCCACAGUCCAGACAGUCCUUUAUGUGGACAGUUCACACAGUGGGCCCUGGCCUAGCCUGGUCUAUAUCCAACUCCAUAGGAACAACAAUAGGAGCUGGCUAUCAAGAAUAAACAUAUCUGUUGUGACCAUGCUAGCCAUGGCCUGUUUACCCUGGGCUGUCAAGGAGCAGCACCCAGCACCUAGAGAGCCGCCCCCUGCUGUGGGAUGAGCAAUAGCAGAGUAAUACCAGACCAGCGGCCGAUAGGAACCAGCCAUGGAAGCUCAUUAUCUCAUCUGUAACACUGAUGCAAACUCAGCUCACAGUGUAAACAAUGUAGAUGAUGAGACCACACACACAUAGAUUCUAUGAUAGCCCUACCCUGGCUUACUGUUGUAGUGACUUUACCACACAAUAUCACCAAACCAGGUGGAACUGUGUUGAAGUACAAGUGAUGCCAGGAUCCUGAAUGCCAGCUUAUCUUUGCUGGUAUACUGAGAGGACAGACUUGUGUGUCCGGAAUGGCUUCUGAAUCUCCUCCUCCUCAUAACAUUCUGUUCAUCCCCACCUUUGCCCAGUCACUGUGAUUCACUUGUGAACGGACCAUAUUUCACUGGAGAAUAUGAUGUAUUAAUGUGCUGUGAUUUAUUACCCUCAAUGAUGUGCUGUUGUGCUAUCUGUUAUCAUGACUUCAGGGCAGAUGUCCAAUCAGCCAUAAUUAAGAUACGGGCUGAAUUAAGAAAUGUACUGUUUAUUUGACCAACUCACAGUAGAUAAUGGUGGGUGAUGCAGAUGGUGGUGUGGGGGGGAAUUCUAGGUAUAUUGGCAGUAUAGUGUAAAAUUUAAUUCAAGUAUUCAAUAUUCCUUUUAUAGUAAGGAUUUACUGUUAAAGAAUUGCUCUUAAAGGAAUAUCCAGCACAGCUUAUUAGCAACAUCAAUUAGUAGUCCUGUUCUCUUUCGUUACCAGCAGUCUUCUUUGACUCUCCCCCCAAUUAUAGCCCAACUUGCAGAGCUACACCCUGGCCCCUCUGAGAGUACCCCUGCUGCUCUCCUCUUUGACUGGGUUAAUUUUGUAUACAGAGCUACCAUAUAUCCCUUCACUUUUUUUGCCUAGCCACUGAUUGAUAAUCCCUGCUUGUCCAAGUGUGAGAGAUCCCUUGCUGUAAUCUCUGCACUUUGAUCAUGGAAAGUUUAAAGGAUAUAUGGAAAAGAGGCUGAUAAAGUGAUUUCUGUGACAGUGGGUCGAUGUGAACAGCAGUGUUUUAAGUUAUCCUGUUUGUCUAAGAAGAGCUCUUCUCUUAAGUGUGAUGUCCCAUGUUACUGAUGCAAUAUCUCCAGUGUUGGUGUAACAGUGAACACAGACACACAGGAGGCUCAGUUGAUUGUAAACGGUCCUGGGGAAAAAAUGGUUCAAUCAAUUAUCUUUGUCUGAGUGUUUCUGAUGAAACUUCAGAUAUGUCAAAUGGCUAUGGAAGUCUUUUAACAAAUUGCAAAUUUAGACUUGAUGUGUUUGUUUUUGACUGCUGUGUUUCUGUAGCCUGUUUCGACCUGGCUGUCUAGUCUCAGUGGUGUCUGUUGAAGUGUAAACGUCUGUGGUUAGGCUCUCUGAAAAGUCAAUUCAGUCUGUGCCCAUGUUGAAGAAAGGAUAUGAUCGCGAUCCACACAGCAGCAGAAAGACGAGCGGAUGAAAGCUGUGGGAGAAAAGUUUGUGCAGCAAAGCAGCGAUUUUCCCUCCUUGGAGUUUUGAAAGGCUGGUGUGUGCGCAAGAGUGUGUGUGUGCCUCUACAUCCUCCCUCCCUCCUUGUCAGGCGGCUCCCCUGAGCCCCUCUCUCUGUGCUUUGGCACUAGAAGUCACCUCCUUUGGUGUGCGGUAGGCAGGUACACAACAGGAGCAGCUCUCCCUCUCAGAGCUGUUGAACUUUUCGGGAGGGGAAGAAAGGGAAGGAGAAGAUUUAAAAACAGCCCUGUGAUGUGGAGUGCCGAGCCGCCUCCUGAGAAUUCCUGGCAUAAUAAUUUAAAUGAUCAAAUGACACAGACGAGACUUGUUAGCAGAGAAACAGCCUCCUAGUUGGCCCCAUGGGCCCAGUGCUGCCGUACAUGCAUUGCAAAACAGCUCCUCUGUUGUGCUAAAGAAUCCAGCUUAUUAUCUCUUAUUUUCAGGAGUAGACUUUUUCCACACUUUGUUGGAUUUGUUUAGGUGUAUAUUUGGGACUGAGGUGCACGUCAUAUUCUACUGCAAUCUAUACGGCUUAUUUUUUACAUUCAUUUAUAGGUGAUGAGUUCCAUUGAAUUUGAUAUCAGUAGUUAUAGUAUAUUCAUGUCAUUAGGGCCAGCCUGUGAGAUUUUCUAAGGCAUCUCAUUGGAGUGAAUUCUAGAGUCCCUCUUUGGAACAAUUUCUCAGUGCCAUUCUCAGUUUCCUACUGUUGAUACUGUUGUGCAGCAGGAGAGCAUAUGAUAACUGUACUGUCCCAUUCAGCAUAUAGUAUAGUAGAUUUUUCUUUUAAUAUGCUAUUUACAAAGUUCCUUUUAAACAUCCUGACAUCAGUUGUAUAACAGGAGACAUAUUUUGACAGCAGCAACAGGAUAAUUGUGAUAUCUCAUUAUAUUUUAUCAAAUAGAUAGGCAAUGAAAUUCACUUGACUGAAAUGUUGAACUUUUGACUUUACUAAUCCACUUCAGCAUUUGAAGCCAUUUUUACAUAAUGUUCAGACUGUACAAGCUCUUGAAUUUCCACUCAAUAUUAUGGCUAUGUGGCUGUUUUUCAUGGAGUGGUUAAUAGAAAAUGUGUACAUUUCUCUCCAUCUCGUUUGUUUUCUUGCUCUCAGACCCAGUUCCCGUGCUGGAGGCCACACACACCCUGGAGGAGAGGCUGCAGCAACUGCAGAGUUCUGCCCCAGACAGCGAGGCCCUGGUCAGGGAGAUCAGCGGGCACUGGAGGAGACACCUGGAGUGCCUUGACAAGCCAGGUCAGAGCAGAGCCACAGCCACCAGCCUGGUCUCAUAGACUAAACGUAACAUCGUAAAUGUCAAUCCGGGACCCUCAAAUUAGGAUGAUAUGUUAUGUUUGGUAUGGUUACAUAAGACAGAUGGUUACUUAAGGCAAAAACUAAAGUAGGGUGGUUAGUUGGGGGUGGGUGGGCGUAUAACAUGAACGUCUACCAACCCAAUGGUUGCGAGUUCAAAUCUCCUCAUGGACAACUUUAGCAUUUGAGCUAAUUAGCAACUUUUCAACUAUACUGAACAAAAAUAUAAACGCAACGAUUUGACUGAGUAACAGUUCAUAUAAUAAAAUCAGUCAAUUUAAAUCAAUUCAUUAGGUCCUAAUCAAUGGACAGGGGCACAGCCAUGGGUGGGCCUGGGAGGGCAUAGGCCCACCCACUUGGGAGCCAGGCCCACCCACUGGGGAGCCAGGCCCAGCCAAUCAGAAUGUGUUUUUCCCCACUAAAGGGCAUUAUUACAGACAGAAAUGCUCCUCAGUUUCAUCAGCUGUCUGGGUGGCUGGUGUCAGAUGAUCCCGCAGGUGAAGAAGCCGGAUGUGGAAGUCCUGGGCUGGCGUGGUUGUGAGGCCGAUUGGACGUACUGCCAAAUUCUCUAAAACAACGUUGGAGGCAGCUUAUGGUAGAGAAAUUAACAUUAAAUUCUCUGGCAACAGUUCUGGUGGACAUUCUUACAGUCAGCAUGUCAAUUGCAUGGUCCAUUAAAACUUGAGACAUCUGUGGCAUUGUGUUGUGUGACAAAACUACACAUUUUAAAGUGGCCUUUUAUUGUCCCCAGCACAAGGUGCACCUGUGUAAUGAUCAUGCUGUUUAAUCAGCUUCUUGAUACGCCACACCUGUCAGGUGCAGAAAUGCUCGCUAACAGGGAUGUGAACAAAGUUGUGUACAACAUUUGAGAGAAAUAAGCUUUUUGUGCGUUUGGAAAAUGUCUGGGAUCUUUUAUUUCAGCUCAUGAAACAUGGGACCAACACUUUACGUUUAUAUUUUUGUUCAGUAUACUUACUACUUUUUAGCUACUUUGCAACUAUUUAGCAUGUUAGCUAACCCUUCCCUUAACCCUAACCUUAACACUUUUAGCUAACCCUUCCUCUAACCCUAACCUUAACCCUUUUAGCUAACACUUCCACUAACCCUUUAACCUAACUUCUAAACGUAACCCUAACCUUAACCCUAACCCCUAACCCCUAGCCUAGCUAACGUUAGCCAGCUAGCUAGAAUUCUUAACAUAUUGUACGUUUUGCAAAUUCGUAACGUAUAAUACAAAUUGUAAUUCAUAACAUAUCAUAUGUAAUGGGUGAUGGAUAUCCACAAAUUAAUUCAUACCAUAUGAAAUGUAACAUAUCAUACUAAAUGGAGUGUCUCAGAUUUAGGUACAAAAUAAUAAGAAAUGCUCUGAGACCAGGUUGCAGCCACAGCCCUGGCCACAGAAUGGGCCCAGGCCUUGCUCACUGCUGCUUGAUUGUUCAAAGUUGUUCGAAAUGUCAAUUUCAGAGAAAGUAAUUGAAGAAAGUCUCUUUGUUCUACAAACAAUCCACUUUUAGCCACACACGGAUGUCUCUGUUCCAUGCACUCUCUGUGGCAUCUCACCUCAGAUGAUCACAGCACUCAUCUGUACUCCUCUCCGCUCCCUAUCCACAGGUGACACAGAGGAGGACCCAUCAGCAGCAGAGUCAAGAGCUGGGGAGGCAUCGAGCUGGACAGCCUGUGUGAUGACUCCAAACAGCAAACAGGCCCUCAGAGCCACAGGCUCACCUCAGCAGAACCACCAGGGCCAGAACCAGAUAGGAAGGUUAGAAACACAGGCCUGGUCCUUGCCUCCCUCACAGCCCUGUGAACAUGAUAUGAUGUGUACAUGAUAACAAAAAAGAGAACAGCCCUCAGCCCGUCAGUCACACUGCACAAUGACAAUAGACCUGGAUGUAAUAACAUUUAAACCUUCAACUAAUACGUGGAAACAGAAUGUAAUACAGUAUGUGUGCUGUAUUCCUGAGAGUAUGUAAGUAUGGUCAUCUUUGACAUUGCGUCUCUCUUCUCAUAGGGAAGCUGAAGACACAGAUGCCACUCUGGCCGACAGACUGGGUGAGGCCGAGGAGAGGAUCAAAGUGCUUCAUUCAUGUGAGUGUUUUGUCCGAUGGUCCUUUCUGGACACAGUAAGGUGAAAGGUCAUCAUGACUAAUGCUGUUCCUUUAUCUCUCUAGCUCUGAGCACAGCCCAGACAGAUCUGCUGGACCUGCGGUGUAAAUACGACCAGGAGAAGGCCAACAAGUAAGAGCCUGCUUGUAUCUCCACUGUCUCUCAACUUCUCAGUUCACGUAACCCACUCAGCCUAUGUCCAUACUGUCCUUUCUGCUUGUCCUCUAACAUGUUCCCUAACCCUCAUUCACUCUACUCAUGGUCUCUCCAUCUAUACAACUGCGGGUCCCUACUCAGCCCACCUAUGCAUACACCACUAUGCUCACCCUUCUCUCUUUAGCCAUGCUUGCUCUACCCUACUCCACACAUGGUCACCUCCCACUGUAGUAUACCCAAGUCCAGUCUGAACCCUCAGAAUGCCAUUGUAAAAACAGACCUGGGCUGCAACUGAAAUGGCACCCUAUUCCCUAUAUAGUUCACUACUUUUGACCAGAGCCCUAUGCACGUAGUGCACUAUAUAGGGAAUAAGGUGCCAUUUCGGACAUUACAGUGGUGUGACUCACCGACUAAUGCAGGUGGAUGGAUGGGAGAGCUCUGUGUUGGCCUCCUCUGUCUGAUAGCUAGAGCCCUGCCUUGCCAGGCCUCAAGAAGAAUGACUCCAUUUAAAGAUUGCUUCAGAAAACACUCUACCUUGUCCUGGAUCUGCGAGCGAAAUAUAUUCAGCUCAAUGGUUGAAAUGAAUGUGAAGUUGUAUGAAGGAUGUCGAUAUACAUUCAAAGUAAACACUCCUUUGUUUGGGUUGUGCUGCAGACGGAGCACAGUGAGACAGCGCUAAUGGAUUUUCUCCCAGGCUUAAUCCAUGGUGCAAUUGAACUGGAGUUUACAGACCCACCGCCAUCCAUUCUGCUGGAUUUGAAGCAUUUUCCAUUCGACUCCCCUUUCAUGUUCAGCAGCUGUUCACAGUGACGGCUCUUUAGCUCCCUGUGAGGGGAGAGAGGAAGAAUGGUUGUGUGUUGGUGUUCGGGCCACAGGGCCAGUGCUUUGUUUGUGAAUGGCUUGUAGUUAGUGAAUAGGUGAUGAGGAAUACAUCCUAUAGGGGUUGUCUUAUGAAUGGGUGUUGUCCUCAGCUGGCUGUAAUAGGCUUAUAGAAACACUAAACACACAACCCCCUGGCCCAUAAUCACAACUACCUCUCUCAGGACUCAUCCCCAUGGCUCUGUGACGCCAACUUUACCUCCUAUUACUCUGACUGACUUUUUCCUUGAUGUUAAUAAUAAAGGUGAUUUGGCUGCUUUGAGUAUCUGAACAGGUAAUCAAUACAAAGCAUUUUUCCAUAUUGCUCAAGUUAAUUACAUCUGGAUAUGACACCUGUUACCUUUUUCUGUCAGUGUGGUUCCAUCCAUCCUGGGCUUAUUGAUGUGGCCUGAACUCUGCCCAGAGCCCUGCUGGACUGUCCUGUACUGCACACCACACCAAUACUAAUUAAUAUAGAGAACUAUUGAUUGAUUUGAACUUUAAAUGGGUCUGGUUUUACUGUUGUUUCACCCCCCAAAACGUUAGGAAGCAAUGCUCUGUGACUAUUCAGAAUGGCUUAUGAGUCAUGCAGUUAAGUUGUUUGUGUCAUUAAUCUUCCUAAAACAAGCCCAUAAUAACCAGCAGUAAGAUGAAGGGGCUGUGGGGGCAGACGGAGAUGACGAAGAACAUGGUUUGUUUGAUUGAACAAUAUCGCUGAUUUGCUCUCAAAACACAUUUAGUGAAACGGAAAGGAGUUUCUUUGUCCUGAAAACUUCAGAAAUCUUUGUGCAUAUUUUAAUCAAUCUCACAGUCCUCGUUAAUUGAUCUUUCUCCACAUUUUGAAAAUCAACUCCCAUGUGUCUAAAAAGGAUCUGUUGAACUUCAAACAAACCUCAUGUAUAAUCGGUCUAUUUAUAUUGGACUUCUCUUAUUGUUAGAUGUAUGGAGGCAUGAAGGAAUGCAAGUAUUGUAUUGAUCAGACAGGCAGUCCGUUUCUGUCUGGUUUUGGUUGUACUGUAGGGAGCUAUGUGAGGACUGAUGCUUUGUUUAUGUUGUGUGUGAUUUAGUGUGAAUCAUUUAAGAAAAGUGUGUAAGGGGUUUGAUAACGAGUUGAUGAUUAAGUGAUUAUGCCUGAGAAGCCGGUGUUUGGAGGAUAUAUUGACACGGGUGUUGUUAGGCCCUAGACAGUGGAUUGCGCAGUGAGAUGGAACAGUAAAUAGGCAUUUCAACGUCAUAGGCUUAGCCAGUGGUAAUUUGUGGACUAGAAUGCAGUUUUAACCAAUCAGCAUCCAGGAUUAGACCAACCCGUUGUAUAAUGUGUUAUAGACUCAUGUUAUAUGUAGGUGUGAGUAUUGUUCUGUAUGGUGUUGCUCUACAUUAAGGUCAGAGGUCAAGGAGGGUGUAUAAAUCAUGCUAGACUAUUCGAUUGCCCCCUCAGUAACCCACAGGCUGGUUCUGUGUAUGUUCCAGGGCGGAGGAGGUCGGCGUGAUCAUGAUGAACCUUGAGAAGGCAAACCAGGUGAGUGAGAAAUGCCGUGCUGUAGGCAGCCCUCUGAAUAAGAUGCAUCUUCGUUAAGAUAAUCACUCAUGUAAUCAAGCCUCCUGUUUAAUUAGACACCCUGCGUCCUGCAGCCCCAGACCCCCUGCCUCCCCCUACCCUGCCUCCCCCUCCCUGAGCCCCUGUGAUUAGAGUCGGUAAACCCUGGCCCCCGUCUGUGGGUGCUCUACGGUAACACUCAGUAGAGGACAGGAGAGACUGCCAAGCGCGAUUGAUACCGGAGUGCCGUGCGCUGGGGCUCGUACCUACCUCAUUGCCUUGAUUGCUUCCUUUCCUUCCUAGUGAUUUCUCUUCUCUCUCUCUUUCCUCUUUCCUUCUCUCUCUCUGUCAGUCUCUCUCAUACCUUCUCACUCUCCUUUUCUCUAUCGUUCUCUCCUAUCUCUCCACCAGCAGCUCUUAGUUAAAUGUUCUCAAAAUGAAUAAUUAAUUAGGAGCCCGAGUGUGACGGUGCAGGUAAACAGUUUGGGAAGAAAGUACUCUGACUUAACAGUCCUCUCAGGAAAAUCGAGUGGCAGUUGCACUCUUCUGCUGGUCGAACUCCUCUAUUUCUCUUUUUCUGAGGGUCUGUCCUCAGAUGUAUCUGUCUGUUCUCUUCAAGACUAGUUAAUUUGUAUAUCUGCUGAGUGACUGACAGGUUGGUUGUGUCAGUGUUCUGUUGUGUGAGUUGUAAUGCUGUCAUGUUUGGUUGUAGAAAGCAGAGAUGGCCCAGAGGGAGGUGGAGAGGCUAAAGGAACAGCUGGCCAGUGCCCGGAGCGCCACCCCAGGGAGCUGCUAUCCACCAGAGGGCACUAGUGGGGUGAGACUAGACCACAUCCUCUUCUGUUCAGAUCAAUGUGUUCCUCGAUUUUUUCCCCCCUUCAAAUUCAUUGAAGCUUCACAUCAUGGAUCUUUUAAGUGUGAGAAUUCUGGACGGUAGAAUUUUUGCCUUUUUGAAAAGGAAUUCUCACCUUCCAAUGAUUUACCCUUCAGAGUCUUUGACUCUUUUUGACUCUGUUUCCUCUUUCUUUCUUCCACUUAGGAAAGGGAUGAGAAUGGUGAUGUGUUGCCAUCCAAGCUGGAGCCUAAGCUGAUGGCUAAAGACCGAGAGAUCCUCAGGCUACUGGAGAACGUACAGAGACUGCAGUUCGCACUACAGGAAGUCCAAAACAUCUCAGCCAAUCAGAUCAUAGAGCUGGAACGCCAGCUGGCCUAUAAGACAGAAGCUAUUGAGGUAAGUCCUACUGCAUACACUCAACUGGCAAGAGGUAUGGACCCACCUUCUUGUCGGUGGAGUUUGCUGAUAUAUGCUUCCUCUCUUUGACUGUUUCAGAGAUUAGAAGCUAAACUGCAAUCCCAGUUGGACUAUGAAGAGAUUAAAACAGAACUCCGGUGAGACAAACACUCACAGUGCUUGAGAAGAGACUACUAAUCGUAUUACAAUAUCUUAUAUUCAGGAACACAAUAUAACAUUCUUACUGUUGUUUUUUCCUAAUGUAGUAUCCUGAAGGUAAUGAAGCUGGCCUCAACGAAUGGUAGCUCGUCCGAGGUGAGAUAUAUAUUGAAGGUCGACUUUGUAUUGCGUUGUUGUUCAUAGCCCAGCAUUAAACAAAGUAGUUUGCGUCUUAACAAAACAGACCUUUGUUUUCCUCCUAAUGUUCCACUGCUGUCAGGGAAGAAAAAGUACAGCAGUGCCAUUGAAUGCCUAAGUGAGCGUCAUCCAUUGUAAGGAUAUCUACAGCCACUAUAAUUGAUUAAUCGGAAUUUAACAGCCUGUGUGUGUGUGUGUGUGUGUGUGUGUGUUUGUGUGUUUGUGUGUGUGUGUGUCACCAGGACUCUGCCAAGGCUGCAGAGGCUUUUUUGCGGGACAAAGAGGCCUUUCUUCCCUCUCACAAGUACCUGAUGGAUAAGGCCAGAAUCUUACGCAACAAUGGUGAGGCAACAGUAUCUACAGUGCCUUGCAAAAGUAUUUAUCCCCAUUGCCGUUUUUCCUAUUUUGUUGCAUUAUUCCUAUUUUGUUGCAUUACAACCUGUAAUUUAAAUGGAUUUUUCUUUGGAUUUCAUGUAAUGGACAUAGUCCAAAUUGGUGAAGUGAAAUGAAAAAAAUUACUUCUUUCAACAAAUUCUAAAAGAUAAAUAACAGAAAAGUGGUGCGUGCAUAUGUAUUCACCCCCUUUGCUAUGAAGCCCCUAAAUAAGAUCUGGUGCAACCAAUUACCUUCAGAAGUCACAUAAUUAGUUAAAUAAAGUCCACCUGUGUGCAAUCUAAGUGUCACAUGAUCUGUGACGAUCUCAGUAUAUAUACACCUGUUCUGAAAGGCCCCAGAGUCUGCAACACCACCAAGCAAGCGGCACCAUGAAGACCAAGGAGCUCUCCAAACAGGUCAGGGACAAAGUUGUGGGGAAGUACAGAUCAGGGUUGGGUUAUAAAAAAGAAUCGGAAACUUUGAACAUCCCACGGAGCACCAUUAAAUCCAUUAUUAAAAAAUGGAAAGAAUAUGGCACCACAACAAACCUGCCAAGAGAGGGCCGCCCACCAAAACUCACGGAUCAGGCAAGGAGGGCAUUAAUCAGAGAGGCAACAAAGAGACCAAAGAUAACCCUGAAAGAGCUGCAAAGCUCCACAGCGGAGAUUGGAGUAUCUGUCCAUAGGACCACUUUAAGCCAUACACUCCACAGAGCUGGGCUUUACGGAAGAGUGGCCAGAAAAAAGCCAUUGCUUAAAGAAAAAAAUAAGCAAACACGUUUGGUGUUCGCCAAAAGGCAUGUGGGAGACUCCCCAAACAUAUGGAAGAAGGUACUCUGGUCAGAUGAGACUAAAAUUGAGCUUUUUGGCCAUCAAGGAAAACGCUAUGUCUAACGCAAACCCAACACCUCUCAUCACCCCGAGAACACCAUCCCCACAGUGAAGCAUGGUGGUGGCAGCAUCAUGCUGUGGGGAUGUUUUUCAUCGGCAGGAACUGGGAAACUGGUCAGAAUUGAAGGAAUGAUGGAUGGCGCUAAAUACAGGGAAAUUCUUGAGGGAAACCUGUUUCAGUCUUCCAGAGAUUUCAGACUGGGACGGAGGUUCACCUUCCAGCAGGACAAUGACCCUAAGCAUACUGCUAAAGCAACACUUGAGUGGUUUAAGGGGAAACAUUUAAAUGUCUUGGAAUGGCCUAGUCAAAGCCCAGACCUCAAUUCAAUUGAGAAUCUGUGGUAUGACUUAAAGAUUGCUGUACACCAGCGGAACCCAUCCAACUUGAAGGAGCUGGAGCAGUUUUGCCUUGUAGAAUGGGCAAAGGGCGGGGUGAAUAGUUAUGCACGCUCAAGUUUUUUUUUUUUUGUUGUCUUAUUUCUUGUUUGUUUCACAAGAAAAAAUAUUUAGCAUCUUCAAAGUGGUAGGCAUGUUGUGUAAAUCAAAUGAUACAAACCCCCCAAAAAUAAAUUGUAAUUCCAGGUUGUAAGGCAACAAAAUAGGAAACAUGUAGCAAGCCACUGUAUGCCUAUGACAUCUAGUUGUAGUUCUUGAAAGCUGUUUGUAGUUUAUAGUCCCGAGUCUGCACGGUCUACAUAAGCUUAAUGUAGUGUGUUGGCUCUAUGCAGCUGUAAACCCCAGGGGCUGUGAAAGUGCUGCUAAACUGAGUGUGACUCUGUGUCUGCAGAUGAGGACCAAUCGGAGGAGUCAGGCAGGGAGUCAGGCAGGGAGUGGGGCAGGCCCUCAGGGUCCUUCUCCUCAGUCUCCCAGGUGGAUGGACGUACCUCUGCCAGCCCUGGUCCCCCCACCAUGGACGUCUCCUCCUCUAGCCACGACCUCCCCCUCCCCCGCCCCUUCUCUGUGUCCCCCUGCUCAAGGGACAGGCUGUCUGCGGACCACGUCCUCCACAAGCAGGUCCUCUCCUCCCCACUCUUCAAGAAGGAAUCCGGCAGCCCCCUCAUGGCCUUCCCCACCGCCCUGUAUGCAGCCAAAGCCACCCUAAUGUCAGCCAAUCAGGGACCUGCAGGGGCUGGCGGCAUUGAGGCCGGCCUGCCCAGUGACCAAUCGGAGAGCGGGAGCUCCACUGCGGGUGAUGACGACCAGUUGGAGACAGCAGAGAUUGCCUUCCAGGUCAAAGAACAGCUGUUGAAGCACAACAUUGGCCAGCGUGUGUUUGGUCACUACGUGCUGGGCCUAUCACAGGGCUCAGUCAGUGAGAUCCUGGCCCGACCCAAGCCCUGGAGGAAGCUGACAGUGAAAGGCAAGGAGCCCUUCAUCAAGAUGAAACAGUUCCUGUCUGACGAUCAGAACAUCCUGGCCCUCAGGACCAUCCAGGUCCGACAGAGAGGUAAGUGGACCGGACAGUGGUUACUCUAGCAGCAUACCACCCUGCAUCCCACUGCUGGCAUGCCUCUGAAGCUAAGCAGGGUCGGUCCUGGUCGGUCUCUGGAUGGGAGACCAGAUGCUGCUGGAAGUGGUGUUGGAGGACCAGUAGGCGGCACUCUUUCCUCUGGUCUAAGGAGAUCCCAGGGCAGUGAAGGGGAUAUUGCCCUGCGUAGGUUGCUGUCUUUUGGAUGGGACGUUAAACGAGUGUCCUGACUCUCUGUGGUCAUAAAAAAUCCCAUGCCACUCAUCUUAAGAUUAGGGGUGUUAACCCCGGUGUCAUGGCUAAAUUCCCAACAUGGCCACCUAAUCAUCCCCCUUAUUACUAAUUGGCAUAUAUCACCUCCCUACCUGAUAGCAUUAUGGCACAAAAAUGGUCGCCAUGCAUCACCCAAGUGGAUGCUACACAUUGGUGGUGGAUGAGGUGAGUUUCCCCCUACUAUGUAAAGUGCUUUGAGUACCUCAGUUGGUAUAAAAACGGUAUAUAAAUCCAGUUAAUUAUUAUUACUCUAAACCACAGAUAUGACAGCAGAUAUCGAAGUGUCAGGAAAUACCAGCCAUGAAAACUAACCUUUUAAAAUGAAAUAAUAUCAGGCAUUAAUUUACUGUACAUGCAUUUAAUAUGCUAAAGCAGAAGGUUGUGUAUUGCGGUAGCAAUAUUUUUAUUUGAGGAUUUUAUUAGUGCUGUGGGAUAGAGCAGAGUUGGCCACUGUGUCUUUCUGAUGAGUUUUGAAAGGCUGGUGGUUUAGUUUCUGGACCUCUCUGCAUUUAAACCUUUUCAUCUCCUUGGCCUGCACUUUUAACUUCUUCAUUUAUAUUUGACAUUUUAGUCAUUUAGCAGAGACCCUUAUCCAGAGCGACUUUAGUGCAUUCAUCUUAAGGUAGCUAGGUGGGACAACCACAUGUCAUAGUAAAUACAUUUUUCCACUAAAGUAGCUAUCACCAAAGUCCGAGCUAGUAGGGCGGAAAAAAAGUAAAGUGUGAGUGUUAGUUAGGGGGGGGGGGGGGUAGGGUUUCAGAUGUUUUCGGAAGAUGGGCAGGGACUCUGCUGUCCUAGCUUCAGGGGGAUACUGGUUCCACCAUUGGGGUACCAAGACAGAGAAGAGCUUGGACUGGGCUAAGCGGGAGCUUCCCUCCCGUAGGGGUGGGAGGGCCAAGAGAACAGAGGUGGCUUCCUCUCCCAUGUUUCAGAGCUUUUGAAAGUUGAGCUUACCGUAUACCGCAACCUCAGACGCCAACAUCUCAAAGGCAGCCGUUGAUCUUCCAGUCAAAAGCAAAGCCUUGGAACUGCUCUCUGAUCAGCCAUCCCACUCACUCUCCCCCCCCCCCCCCCCCCCCCCCUCCCCUUCUCUCACUCUCUGUUACCCUCUCUGUGGCAGGGAGCAUCACUCCUCGCAUCCGAACUCCUGAAACUGGGUCAGACGACGCCAUCAAGAAUAUCUUGGAGCAGGCCAAGAAGGAGAUCCAGUCCCAGAGAGGUGGGUCUGGAACAGGUUAUGCCUCUACUCUUUAUUCAUCUGUGCUAGGUCAGGUGACAUUUAGAUUAUAAUUAUUUUGGUGUGUACAUUUUGAGAGCAAUUUUCAUUGAUGGCAGUUGACGUUUUUGAAGUUGGUGUGGAGUGUGUAUUCGUAGAGUUCUGUGUAACGGUGUGUGUGCGUUUGUGUGUAUGUCUGUGUGUGCACGAUCUGCAGGUGACAUUAAAUCGUCCCUGGGCAGCCCCUCCGGCUUGAGCAGUAACGGGGCGGGCGGCAGCUCAGACGACACCAUCAAGAACAUCCUGGAGCAGGCCAGGAGGGAGAUGCAGGCGCAGCAGCAGGCCCUGAUGGAGAUGGAUGUCUGUGGCAGGGCCUCGGCCACCAGCGCUGGGUCCCAGGUGGAGCGCCUGGGGCUCCCUGAGUCUUCCAAGGUCAUGCCCUUACCCACCUUAAUCAAACAGGAGGAGGGGGGCACGGUGACCGUGUGCAUGGCCAACCCCGUCAGCAGCCCCCAGACCCCCCUCAGUGUCCUCUCCCCCGCCGCCUUCGUCCAGAACAUCAUCCGUAAAGUCAAGUCAGAGAUUGGUGAGGCGGGGACUUACUUCGACCAGCACUGGUCCGUGGAGCGGGGGCCCAUAGGCAUGGUGGGCGGCGUAGGGGGCGGCAGCUCUCGGCCCUUCACCUCAGUGUCUCCCUCCCUGUCCUCCUCCUCGUCCUCGGGCCCAUCGGCCCUGCCCCGGCCCUGGCCCCGGCUGGAGAACGGAGAGUGUCUGCCCAACAGUGAGGAGGCGUCUGCAGCCGAGGAGGACACUGGCUCGGGGAUGGUGCGGUCUGUGGAGGUAAAAGUGGAGUCAGACGUGUCAGUGAGUGGGGAGUCACCCGGCCCUGGCCGUGGCCUGUCCUAUUACCCAUCAUACCUCCCCCGCACCCUGAAGCCCACCGUGCCGCCGCUGACGCCGGAGCAGUAUGAGAUGUACAUGUACCGUGAGGUGGACACCAUCGAACUCACCCGGCAGGUCAAAGAGAAGCUGGCCAAGAACGGCAUCUGUCAGAGGAUCUUUGGUGAAAAGGUGUGUGUUCACUUACAUUUACGUCAUUUAGCAGACGCUCUUAUCCAGAGCGACUUACAGUUAGUAAGUGCAUACAUUUUCAUACUGGCCCCCCGUUGCAAGCGCCAUGCUCUACCAACUGAGCUACACGGGCCUAUCUUCACUCCAUGCUUCCUCUAAAAAGGUUUACACAUUUUUAAUAACUUAAUGUGUCUCAAUAAGUAAUUUGUGAGGCCUCUUUUUAAGCCAAAGAUUAUUAAAUAUGUAUCAUGUGAAUAUCAAACAGAUUUUGAUCAUGUGGAAGCAAAGCUUGUUCUUCAAUUCUUAUAGAUUGUGUGCUUCUGCCCUCUAGUGGUUGUAGAUAUGCACUUAAAAUGGGCCCUUAGUGAAGCUGAUGUACCAGUCAGCAUUUUGUCAUAUCUCGAACAGAUACCAAAGAGGUACUAAAAUUGUUCAUUCCUAAAUUGUUGCAGUUGCUCAGUAGGAAUAACUAGAUGUUUAUCCUGUGUAUCCUCUCCCCAGGUGCUGGGUCUAUCUCAGGGCAGUGUGAGUGACAUGCUGUCUCGGCCCAAACCCUGGAGCAAGCUGACUCAGAAAGGCAGGGAGCCCUUCAUCCGCAUGCAGCUGUGGCUGCUGGACCAGCUGGGCCAAGCACUCACCCAGCUUCCCAGCCAAAGCCUCUCUCAAGGUGCGCCACUACACAUUACACACUGCAACUUGGGCCUAUUUAUUUUAUAGAAGUAAUACUUUGUAAGUUAUGGUCAAUAAGAAUACUAGUGUCUUUCCGAGCUAAUCAGCUGAAUAGAGAAGGUCUCUUUGCUUCUUUAUCUGUUGCUCUGACUGAUGAUUUCACCCUCUGAUGUUUUGUGACUACCGCCCAUAGAUAAAAGCCCAGUGACGGCCCAGUCGUCGCCCUCCCCGCCCCCCAGCCCAGAGGAGAGCCACCCCAGCCCAUUGGUGGAGCCCGUCAGCCUGACCCUGGAGAGCAGCAAGGAGAACCAGCAGCCUGAGGGCCUGGGCCUGAUGCCCCCCCACCCAGAGGGAGGGAAGUCCACCCCCAGCCUGCUGUCCCUCCACCAGCCCCACACCCCGCUUGGCAUCCAGGAGCUGGUGUCAAUGUCCCCAGAGCUGGACACAUACGCAAUCACCAAGAAGGUCAAGGAGGUGCUAACAGACAACAACCUAGGUGAGUUUAAGUUGUUGUCUCUGGAUAUGGGUUUUAGGAAUGAGUGUGGGAUCUAUGUUGUGGUGAGUUAAUGUUAUGUGUUGUGGUUUUCUCUGACCAUCUGAUUAGGAAAAACCCUGUGUCCUAGUUAUGUCAUGUGUCCACUAGGUCAGCGGACCUACUUUAUUUGUGCUCUGUUUGGAAUACAGUAUGUCUGUCAAUGUGUGUGUUGUUUAAACCUUUGUUUGUGUGCUCUAGGCCAGCGGCUGUUUGGGGAGAGUAUACUGGGCCUCACCCAGGGCUCAGUGUCAGACCUGCUCUCCAGGCCCAAGCCCUGGCACAAACUCAGCCUCAAAGGCAGGGAGCCGUUUGUCCGCAUGCAGCUGUGGCUCAACGACCCGCACAAUGUGGACAAGCUGAGGGACAUGAAGAAGAUGGAGAAGAAAGGUUGGUGUAUUUACAGCAUGUUAUCUGCAAAUUAUGUUCUGUUAUCAGGGUUUGCAUGUUAGCAGUAUGUGUAUUUGCAUUUACCUACUCAUACAGUAGAGCACUGUGUGGAUGUACUAAUGGAUAUACAGUGCUGCUUGAAAGUAUGUGAACCCAUUGUGCAAUUACAGAUUAUUUCAGUUUUUACCAUGAAAUCUUCAUUUAAUCAGAACUAGUCUUUUUGAUCUGACAUAACAGGUUUAUAUUUACUAAUACCAUAUGUUGGUGAAGAGGAAAUCAUGCAUGUAGUAGAAAAACAAAAUUAAAAAGGAAUUAGUGCAGGUGCAAGAAUAAGUGAACCCCAAGUUGCAUUGGUUAAAUCAAGUAGGUAAGUAGAAUCAGGUGGGUAAUUAAUCAGCUACCAAAUUAACCAAUCAAAGGAGAGAUCGUUAGGAAAGAGAUUGGGCGGGACUCUGAUAAAUAGAGAUAAGAAACCUGGUCAGUUUGGUGUUACCCAUCCAUGUGAAUGCAAAGCACACCAUGCCAAGAGGAAAUGAGAUCUCAAAGGACAUCAGGACGAGGGUAGUGAGAGCACAUCAGUCUGGGGAAAGCUAUAAAAUCAUCUCAAAAAGAUUUGCGCUCCAUCAGUCCACUGUGAGGCAAAUCGUUUACAAAUGGAGAGCAUUUAACAUGACAGCAACUCGGCCUAGAAGUGGACGCACUUCCAAAAUAUCCCCAAGAGCCACGAGAACAAUAAUAAAUCAGGUAAAAGCCAACCCAAACAUAACAUAUAGAGAUUUGCAGACCUCCCUUGCUGCAUCUCAGGUAACUGUGCAUGCUUCAACAAUAAGAAGAACACUGAAUCGAAAUGCCAUUCAUGGGAAGGUUGCAAGGAAGAAGCCUCUGCUGUCAAAAAAGAACCAAACUGCCUAUCUUAACUAUGCCAGAGACCACCUGGACAAACCUGAAGGUUUCUGGAAGUCCAUUCUCUGGACCGAUGAGUCCAAAAUUGACCUUUUUGGUCACAAUCAACAUGCUAUGUUUGGCGAAAACCCAACACUGCCUACCACCAAAAUAACCUUAUCCCAACAGUCAAGCAUGGUGGUGGGAAUGUCAAGAUCUGGGGCUGCUUUUCCUACUCUGGACCUGGAUGACUCCACAUCAUUAAGGGAACCAUGAAUUCUGAGGUAUACCAGGAGAUUCUUGAACAGAACGUCAGGCCAUCAGUCAAGGAGCUAAAGCUGGGCCGAAAAUGGGUCUUCCAACAAGACAACGACCCAAAGCAUUCAAGCAAAUCUACCAAAGAAUUGCUCAGGAGAAAGAAGAUUUGUGUUUUGGAUUGGCCAAGUCAAAGUCCUGACCUAAAACCAAUCGAGAUGCUGUGGCAGGACCUAAAGUGGGCAGUUCAUGCCAGACACCCCUCAAACCUCACUCAAUUGGCUAAAUUCUGUAAGGAGGAGUGGGCAAAAAUCCCUCAAAACAGAUGUCAGAGACUGAUUACUGGCUAUAGGAGAUGUUAAGUCCAAGUGGAGGUGCCACAAGCUAUUGACUGAUGGGGUUCACAUCUUUUUCCACACAUAAAAUCUGAGUUUCUGUUAAAUAAACCACUUUUGUUAAAUAAACAAUGAAAAUAUAUAUUUUUUUGUUUCUGUCAUUUACUUGGAAUGUCUAUUACUAAUUGGGGUUGAGAUAAGGAUUUUAUGUUUAUUUUAAAAUGUUAUAGCAAAAUAAUGACCAGCCCUGUAGGGUUCACAUACUGUCAAGCUGCACUGUAUGCACAGCAGCUAUACUGUGUGAUGGAUUGAUUAGUGUUAUUCCAUGUUUUUACAUUGAUUUCUAUAUAUCUCUCUCGCUCUUUCUCUCUGUGUUGUCCUCUCAGCCUACCUGAAGCGGCGGUAUGGGCUGCUGAGUACCGGCUCAGACAGUGACUCUCCCAGUGCCCGCUCUGAGUGUGUGAGCCCAGCUCUGGCCUCAAUAGACCUGUGUCCCUACAGUCAGGUGAAGAAGCCCAGGGUGGUGCUGGGGGCUGAGGAGAAGGAGGCUCUGAGGAAGGCCUACCUCCUGGAGCCAUACCCCUCCCAGCACACCAUUGAGAUGCUGGCUUCCCAGCUCAACCUGAAAACCAAUACAGUCAUUAACUGGUUCCACAACUACAGGUCAGACAUGGCAUCAGAUCCCCACCCCCAGAGGGACUAGAAUAAUUACAUUGAAUAAAUACAGUACAUGGAAUUACUAACAGAAUACUUGGAUGCUUGUUUUGAAUUAAUGAAGUACACGACUCCUUCAAACUGUUAGUUUGUUGUGUUUUUCUAAGCAGGUCCAGGAUGCGACGGGAGGUCCACAUGGAGGGUCUCCAGGACAACGACACAGACACAGAACACCACAGCUACUCUCUCUCGGCCACACAGAGCCCCAUCUCAGACGGGGAUGAGAAGAGGCUGCUGCACCCCGCUGGACACCCCCCCCACCCCAUCCGCACCCUCAGCGCCAACACACCACUGCCUCAUGUCAAACAGGAGGCCGGUGAGCGGGAGGACGAGGGAGAGGAGGAGAGGGACGGCUACAUCAGACAGUCUAAGGUCCAGUGUUUCUCUAUGGGCGUCCAGUUCCCUCAGUUGAAAACGGAGCAUGAGGACCUGAUAGGUGGCUGCCGAGAGCUCCACCUGGCUCCACACUAUCCUCAGAGCCUGAGGCAGGAAGAGGGGAUGAGUAGCCAGGCUCAGGGGCUCUUCCAGGGGGCGCUCUCCCUAGAUGGCCCCCAGAGAGCCAGCCAGUCCUGGAACGAGGGUGACGACUCCAGCAAGUCUCCCGUGGACCCGGUCAGCUUCAAGGCCUCGUCUGAGCCCUGCCGCAGCAGCCUGGAGGUCUCCCUCAACUCCCCCUCCGCUGCCUCCUCACCUGGCCUCAUGAUGUCCGUCUCCCCUGUCUCAUCAUCCUCUGCACCCAUCUCCCCAUCCCUGCCCAACCCACCAACCACAAGCACCAACCACAGCCUGGACCCUAACGCCCUGCCUCCCAUCCAGAGCCCCAAGCCCAACAGGAGCGUUCAGAGACGCACCGAGAAAAUGGCCAACCUCAACAACAUCAUCCACAGGCUGGAGAGAGCGGCUAACCGGGAGGAGACCCUGGAGUGGGAGUUUUAG